This is a messenger RNA of Brienomyrus brachyistius, 3503 nucleotides long. It is a transcript of the gene tomm70, whose product is annotated as translocase of outer mitochondrial membrane 70 homolog A (S. cerevisiae). The transcript is spliced from 12 exons. Lineage: Eukaryota; Metazoa; Chordata; Actinopteri; Osteoglossiformes; Mormyridae. Gene Ontology annotation, molecular function: protein binding. The record is from RefSeq and is a predicted model, not a curated record. The coding region runs from base 68 to 1795 and encodes 575 amino acids.
UUCUUCUUUGACCUCUCUUCUGUCUGUGGUUGUUAGAGCUGUGUGCUCGUUGCUCGCUUGGUGGUGAAUGAUGGCGGCCUCAAAGCCUGUCGAGCCGGAGUCUGGUAGCGGUCUUCCCCGAUGGCAGCUAGCCUUGUUAGUGGGGGCGCCCUUAGUGUUGGGAGUUGGGGCCGCCUACUUAUGGAAUCGCAGCCGGAGCAAGUCGAAGCGUAACGGGGAGAGGAAGACUCCAGAAGGCAGCGCCAGUCCCGUCCAUGGGCAGGCGCAGGACGGCGAAGAGCAGAAGGGAAUGAGUCCUCUUGACCAGGCCCAGGCAGCCAAGAAUCGGGGCAACAAGUUCUUUAAAGCCAGCAAGUUCGAGCAGGCGAUCCAGUGCUACACAGAGGCCAUCAGCUUGUGCCCUGCCGAGCAGAAGGGAGACCUGUCCACCUUCUACCAGAAUAGAGCCGCCGCCUAUGAGCAGCAGAUGAAGUGGGUGGAGGUGGUACAGGACUGCUCCCGCGCAGUGGAGCUGAACCCACGCUAUGUCAAGGCGCUGUUCCGCCGGGCCAAGGCGCAGGAGAAGCUGGACAACAAGAAGGAGUGCCUGGAAGAUGUGACUGCAGUGUGCAUCCUAGAGGCCUUCCAGAACCAGCAGAGCAUGCUGCUGGCCGACAAGGUGCUGAAGCUCCUGGGUAAGGAGAAAGCCAAGGAGAAGUACAAGAACCGCGAGCCGCUGAUGCCCUCCCCCCAGUUCAUCAAGUCCUACUUCAGCUCCUUCACUGAGGACAUCAUCUCACAGCCCCUGCAGAAGGGCGAGAAGAAGGACGAGGACAAGGACAAGGAGGGGGAGGCGGCCGAGGUCACGGCCAGCUCUGGUUACCUGAAGGCCAAGCAGUUCAUGGACGAGGAGAACUAUGACAAGAUCAUCAGUGAGUGUACAAAGGAGGUGGAUUCUUGCGGGCGGCACACGGCUGAAGCGCUGCUGCUGCGCGCCACCUUCUACCUGCUGAUCGGCAAUGCCAGUGCCGCCCAGCCCGACCUGGACCAAGUCAUCAACAUGGAGUCUGCCAACGUGAAGCUCCGGGCCAACGCCCUGAUCAAGAGGGGCAGCAUGUACAUGCAGCAACAGCAGCCGCAGCUGUCUACGCAGGACUUCAAUAUGGCCGCCGAGAUCGACACCCAGAACGCUGACGUCUACCACCACCGGGGACAGUUGAAGAUCCUGCUGGACCAGGUGGAGGAGGCUGUGGCCGACUUCGACAAGUGCAUCAGCCUGCGGCCCGACUCUGCCCUGGCGCAGGCGCAGAAGUGCUUCGCUCUGUAUAGGCAGGCGUACACAGGGAACAAUGCCUCCCAGGUACAGAUCGCCAUGGAGGGCUUUGAGGACAUUAUCAGGAGGUUCCCCAAGUGUGCCGAGGGAUACGCGUUGUAUGCUCAGGCCUUAACAGACCAGCAACAGUUCGGGAAAGCAGACGAGAUGUACGACAAGUGCAUCGAACUGGAGCCAGACAAUGCUACCACAUAUGUCCAUAAAGGGCUGCUUCAGCUUCAGUGGAAGCAGGAUCUGGACCUUGGCCUGGAGCUGAUCAGCAAGGCCAUUGAGAUCGACAGCAAAUGUGACUUUGCCUACGAGACCAUGGGAACCAUCGAGGUGCAGAGGGGCAAUCUGGACAAGGCCAUCGAUAUGUUCAACAAGGCCAUCAACCUGGCCAAGUCCGAGAUGGAGAUGGCUCACCUGUACUCGCUGUGCGACGCAGCAUAUGCCCAGACCGAGGUGGCGAAGAAGUAUGGGCUGAAGCCCCCGACGCUGUAACUGCCCCCCGCCCCCACAACCUCCUCCUUUCCUUAUUGGUCAGGCCCCAGCCCCCACUGAUUACUGCUACUGGUUUUUGUUGUUUUGUUUUUUUUUUAAUUUUGUAAAAGAUGGUGAAUCAUUACUAAAUAAACAGGACGAGCUCCGUGAUUGUGUAAUUUACAUUUGUUGGUUUUGAGACUCCCGUUUGCUCGAAGCGGAAGUUUACGCUGCAUCAUUGAUGUGCAGUACUGACGGCUGUCUGUGGGGGGGCGCUCUUGAGUUACCCGAACGUGACUGCGCUCCCAUGACACACUUUGCCUCUCCAGUCUCUUAUUUACGCCUAAACCUCUUCAGUCUUCCAAAUGUUAAUUGUGUAGCAUUCUUGACUGUUUUUUUUUUCCACAAAGGGCUCUGUUUCAAAUUGAAUCUGAUUGGUCAGCUGGCUUGCUUGUUGAUUGGUUGAUCGAAACACCCACUACCCUGGACACUCUCCUUGAGCUGUCCUGAGGAGUCAUACAGAGCCGUAUUUGAGUCUGCAAUUUGCCUGUGGUGAGGGCAUUAAAAAAAAAAUUCGAAAACCUCUUAAUUUGUAAGACGAAAAAAUUUCGUGCACAGAAAGGAACUUUCCUAAUUUGGAAGUAUUCUUGUUCCUUUUUGUUAAAGGAAAUGAAAAAUCUGUUAUGUUGUGCUGUCAUUUGGCCCUUUUGUUCAGUAUUUAGUGUGAUGGAAAACUGCACAAACCAAAAACGGCUUCUGAUUGGGUCUUUGCGGAUUUGCUGAAAAGUGAAUGCAGUCAGCCCAGUUUCAGGCCCCAGCAGAGCCCCCGUGCGCAGCCUGGCGAAACGACACAGGAGGAGCUUUACGAGAUUUUGGUUUCCUGACAUUAUCACUGUUAAAAUUAUCCUGACUGUGUUUCUUAUUUUUUGCAUUUGCAGGUUGUGUAAGUGUGAACAGAGGAGGUUAUAAGAUUUUACGUAAGAAGUAUAUAAAAAUAAAAAAUGUACGUGAGAUGAAGUCAGUGUGUGUCGUAUUGCCGCCUGGUUUUUGGAAAAGUGUCUAUAACUGGGGGCUGUUGGGUCAUGUACUGGACCUUAAGUGUUUUAUUUGUUUUAUAUAUAAUUCUGUGUAGUAUAUCUGGAAUUUGACUUCAUAAAUGUUAAUAUGACACUGCUUUCGUGAUACUGUACUGUCAAGCAGUUUUGUUAGGUUGAAGCUGAAUCUCAUUAUACAAAUUAUUUGCUUUUCAUAUUUUGUUUUCCCAGGCUGUGACGGGUAAGGGGAUGGGGGAGGGGUGUUAUUUUUGGUUUGUUUGUUCUAACAUUUCCCGCUUUGCAUAAAUGGGCUUUUGUGCUUCUUGCUUGGGUUUGCUGGAGAAGUCCACCAAAGCGCAGGACAUGGAAACCUUAAUGAGCUACGUUUGAAUUACGAAUAAGCGUAAUGAGCAAAGCUGUUGCACGCUGAAGUUGCACUGUGGUGCCAGGUUGCACGAGCCGCCGUAGUGUGGCACCUCACCUGUCCUCUCGUGAAAUGAACCUCCCCUGUCUGUGCGGAGACUCAACACGGUCAGUUUGUGAGGUCUCGUGUAUUUUCUAAAAAUUUAACUGCACUUAGGUGAAAUACCAGUUGAAAUGUCUUGAAUCAAACACUAAUAAAGCUGUGAUUAUAUGCCUAUGCACGCAGGUUGGACUAAAAUUAUGUACUGAAAUAGAUUUUUUAAAGUCCCAGA